Molecule: messenger RNA, 564 nt
Organism: Psilocybe cubensis
Lineage: Eukaryota; Fungi; Basidiomycota; Agaricomycetes; Agaricales; Agrocybaceae
Exons: 5
Source: RefSeq, a predicted model, not a curated record
AUGAACCAGUAUAACUUUAAAUUGCUCAUGUUCGAAUUCUGGGCUUUAGGAAUGUUGGCACUUGUCUUCACAAAAUGCCCAGAACACUGGCUGAAUAUGAUCGAGUCGCGACAAUUCCUCAACUCCGCUAGCCGACUCGUGAAACGAGAGACGAUCCCAACUCGAGGCGUUCAAUGCCCUGCCAUGCAACAAGCAGAAGUUCAAAGAACGGCUAUGUCGGUGGGCUCUGCCCAUCCCGCAUGUGAGAGACUGAAUAGCAUAUGUAGAAAGCAACAUGCAGACUUGAGGGAGCGCCAAACCCGGAAGAGUUCACAUGCCGUACAUCCCGACGUCAAAUCGCCGUCAACGGUCGCCACACUCGUUGGCUCGAAACACGCCGAGGACCAUGGACGCAGUUCACUUGAGGUGUUCCUGAUCAACGGAAAGCGCGGUCAGGCUAGGACCGUUGGACGCGUUAUCACGCGCUUUUUGCGCUCCGGCAACGGCGACGACAUUUUCAUUUUCAGACCCAAUCCCCAUCGUGCGACAGCACGUUCGAGUUCCGAUGCAACGUUUGAUUUUACC